Molecule: messenger RNA, 384 nt
Organism: Trematosphaeria pertusa
Lineage: Eukaryota; Fungi; Ascomycota; Dothideomycetes; Pleosporales; Trematosphaeriaceae
Exons: 1
Source: RefSeq, a predicted model, not a curated record
CCACAAGCGCCCAAGCCCGCGCAGACGAUCAAGGUCCCCCGUCCGCCGCGGCCGACGUUUACCAUGCAGCGCCUGUCUGCGGAGAAGGACCUGCGGGCUGCGAUCAAGGAGUGGGUGGCCGAGUUCAGGGACGAGAGGCCGUACGGCGAGGAUGUCGCUGCGCUGGCGAAGUACCUGGGCAAGGUGGUCAGGGAGGAGCGCGAUCUGGGCAAGGCUGUUGGCGUCGUGAAGUGGCUGGACUGGAUUGUUGGCGAGUUUGCUGACGAUCAGGAUCAGGAUCAGGAGUUUGAGGCGGCGGAGUGGGGAGAAGCCGUGCAGAGGGUUAAGGAUGGUGUGCAAGACGCUGCUAAGGACCGGGGAUUGGGCGCUGUUGCAUUUGACUGA